UAUGGCUCAUCCAAUCAGAAUUUAUAGUCUAAACCACCCGUUUUAUACCUCUGGUGAGGCCAAUCGCUCUGAAACUCAGUAUGUUAUACUACAAUGAUGGUUUACUGUUAUGAACCUUAAUGUAAAGGGUGCAGACUUCUAGGAGAAUGCUUGUUUUACCAUUUUCUUUGACAUAUUUGUAAGAGUAAAAUGUCCCAUUAAUCCAGGUUUUAAUAUUCUGCGGUGCAUGCUUGCAAAAGUCACUUCGAAUCUCUUUUGUGUCUUAAAGUGUUGGUCCUCUGGAAAGCAAUAAUUAGGUUGGACCACAUUUUGGUCCAUAACAAGAAAUAGCCUACAUAAUGCCUAGAAAGUGUGAUUUUAUAGCUUCUAAAUAUACACAUCUACUUUCUUAGAUAUUACCUAUUGGACUAAACAGACUGGACCACAACUUUCUGACACAAAACUAGAGGUUUUUCAUUUAUUUAAUUUUAAACAAAUCCUUGAAGCCAAAUAUCAAACAAUUCUAUAUCUUCUUCCUUCACCAGUAAAUGAUGAUGUCCAUAACUUCUGCCAAAAACAAUCAGAGCAUAAUAAUUGCCGUCAUUUUGUUUGCAUGUUUUACGGCAAUUUUGUACGUGUAUUAUGAGCCAACCACAAGCUGGUUUAAAUGCCCUGCUGCUCCCAUCCACAUGAAUAAUGUCACUGCAGAAAUCUGCCUCAGUGUUUUUAAGAUGCAAAACUACACCCAUAUAGAAAACAACACCUGCACUGUGAACUUCAUCUUGGAAAGACAACAGAUGACAACUACUAAAACAACAAAACAAGUGACAACAGCGAAGAGAGACGACCCAGACACCAUUAUUUUGAUCUGGAUGUGGCCUUUUGGAUAUAGUUUUGGCUUUGGACCCUGCAGUUCGGCUUUUAAUAUUCAAGGCUGCCGUUUAACAGAUGACAAAGAACUGUAUAACCAAGCACAUGCUGUAUGGUUUCAUCAUAGAGAUAUCAAGUGGGAUUUAUCUAAUAUGCCGAAACUACCUCGACCAGCAUUUCAGAAAUGGAUAUGGAUGAAUAUGGAGUCUCCAGCCAAUUCACCACAAAUUCCCCAGCUGAAGGAUCUGUUUAAUUUGACUUCAAGUUAUCGUCGGGAUUCUGAUGUCCAGGUACCUUACGGUUGGCUCUCAGAGGCCACAAUUGAGGAGAAAAAUGAUACAAUCCCACAAAAGGAUCAACUAGUCUGCUGGAUAGUAAGUAACUAUAAUUCACACCAUAAGCGUUCAUAUUACUAUACUGAGUUAUCGAAAUACAUUCACGUGGAGGCUUUUGGAGGACAUUUCAACAGGCGCAUUAAUGGUGAUGAAUAUUCAAACGUGGUGUCUAGUUGCAAAAAAACUUGGCUCCUACAAGUUGCAUAUUUUGAGAACAAACUUCAAAAUCGGUCAUUUCUCACCUAUAAUCUCAUCAAGUUUUCUAAUGUCUAUUAAUUUAUUUUUCUGACAUAACUAUUCUUGAGUGUCAUUAUUAAUAUAAUUUUAACUUUCAUUUCACUUCACUUGACCUUGGUCUCAUUUCUUAUGGCAUGUUUGUCUCCCUUCAAAAAAGCAAGGUUUAAUUAUGUUUAUUUGUUCUUUUUGACAUGUUGUACUUAAAUAAUGAGUUACCCUUUUUAACGAAAAGUAGCCAACUAAUCAAUGAAAUUUGGAAACUAGUUGAUAAAUAAUUAGAACCAAUGGUGUUUUUAGACAAAUUUUCGCUGUUAAGAAAUGGGGCUUUGUUGAUAUCGCAGUUUAUCAAAUGAGUCACCAUUGUCCUGAUCUGUACGGUAAUUUAACUUGGCUGUCCAUUCUGUGUGAGAAAAGUCUGUAGGUGUGAUAUCCCAAGGACAUCCGAGUUGUUUAAAAGUGAACGAGACACCGCCUUUAGUAGCAUUCAUAGCGGACAUGUGAGAAGAUAAUGUGAUGAGUGAGUCGUGUUGAGAAAAUAAUUAUCUGCUUGCUAAAAAAAAAAAAAAAAAAAAAAAAAAAUGAUGAAAAGGACAUGGAGGUCUUAAAAACAAACAACAACAAAGCUUUAAAUCAAAUUACAAGUGCCUGAAACAUGUACAUUUUUUACAGGCCAAACAAAUCAAAAGAAAACAUGCAAAAAACAGGAGCACUGUGUCAUCAUAAAUGACAGUUUAAUAGCCUUUUAUUGAUUUGUUGGGUGUUUUUAGUUUAGAAGAUAGCAGGUCAUAUAGUCUAAAAUGUGAUUAUGAGAAAAAAUAGUUGCUAGAUCUGCCAAAGUUUCAAGGUUCAUUGCCAGGGCCAUAGCUAGGAACAACCCAUAUCCUAUUCCCCACGAAGAGUGCUAUGUAACCUAUCUACGUGUAUAUGAAUAUAAACAUUAUGUUUUUAAAAAUCGAUUAAAAUAAUCGUAAAAGAUAUAGAUACAAAAAUUUAUAUAAACAGAAAUAUAAAAAAGCAAGUUUUUCUUGAACAGCGAAAAUUGCUCUAAAAAAACCCAACAACCAUGGCAUUCUUAUUACCUUAAAAAAAGGCUUUAUUAUAAUAUGGCUGUCACAAAAUGUUUAAUUCUACCAAAUUUGUCUACAGCCAUGGACUAAUAAGAGGCUUUUUAAUGUAAGAAGAGUACCAUGGUUAUUUUGCUUUUUGGACUAAUUUGUACCUGAACUAACCUCUCUCAUUUUUAAUCAUAGAAUCAAAAUAUCGUAGGCCUACCACUCAAGAUCAAUAGGCCACUCGACAAACAUACUGUAAAAUAUUUCACUGUUAUUUGUAUAUUUAUGUAUGUACUCCAUAUUUUGAUUUAUUUUAUUUUAUAAACAUUGUGUUUGUGUGUGUGUGUGUGUGUGUGUGUGUCUUUUGGAAAUGUUUGUAUGUUUUCUAGCAAAGGCACAAUAGGAUUCACUAGUCAAAAUGCUUCUAUUUCAAACUCUUUUAUAAUUUAAUGCAAAUAUUUUCAUUAUAAAAAAUGAUACCAGGUAAGAUGACCCCUUGGGCAAGAAGGUAAAUU
Molecule: messenger RNA, 2988 nt
Organism: Myxocyprinus asiaticus (Chinese sucker)
Lineage: Eukaryota; Metazoa; Chordata; Actinopteri; Cypriniformes; Catostomidae
Product: 4-galactosyl-N-acetylglucosaminide 3-alpha-L-fucosyltransferase 9-like
Exons: 2
Coding region: 528-1460 (310 amino acids)
Cellular component (GO): membrane
Molecular function (GO): alpha-(1->3)-fucosyltransferase activity
Source: RefSeq, a predicted model, not a curated record